Molecule: messenger RNA, 2550 nt
Organism: Anopheles moucheti
Lineage: Eukaryota; Metazoa; Arthropoda; Insecta; Diptera; Culicidae
Product: NEDD4-binding protein 1
Exons: 8
Coding region: 255-1739 (494 amino acids)
Cellular component (GO): nucleus; cytoplasmic ribonucleoprotein granule
Molecular function (GO): mRNA binding; RNA endonuclease activity
Source: RefSeq, a predicted model, not a curated record
UUAUUGUUUGCAGAACUGUGAGUUUUCAGCUAUCACACAUUAAUACAAGGUUCCGUUCAGUUACAAUUGUGCUACUAUAGCAAUAAAUAUAUUAAUCACUUGUCUUAAUCCCAACAAAUGUUCAAUCGAUAGUUCAAUGAGUUUGAAUAAACGUGGAAUUGUUGUGACAUUGAACACGCACGACCACGCAACGUCGAGCACGUUAAUACUUACGUAGGAUAAGUGGUUUAACCACAUAUCCCACAGGUGGCAGCAUGACGCGCAACAAAGCGUUAAAGAGAAAAUCAAACACGGCCCAACGGAUUGUUACCAAGAAAAACCCAUACACGUUUAAAUCAAAAGGAAUUACAACCAGAUCUCACAACUUGGCGAACAACAAGAACAAGAAGUCUGGCGGAAGUCCCGGACGGAUGCGAACACAAACAAGGAUUGAAUCGCAGGAAAAUCAACAACAGUCCUCCAAUGCUGUUCUGAAUAAACACCGACAGGGACGUUUUACUCGGCAACUCCGAUCGUCGAUGAAGAGUGACAGUACCAAUGUUAACAACAAUCAACUCUAUCUCACCAGUACUAGCAUUACAGGGCAAAAGAAGCAAUCAAACAUCAACUGGAAGUCAACAAACGAAACUAUCUUGAUUGAAGAUUCGGAUGAUGAAAGUAAAACUACCGAUAAUGGUAAAAACUCAAGGCCCUUAUUUUACCUCGAUCGAAACCCCGGCAUACGGGAUGCCGAAGUUCCUUUGUAUAAUGUUUGCGGGGAGAUUGAAGAAUCGGUAACCAACAACAAUACUCGUUGUCCAGUCGACAAUUACGACGACAGCGUAAUAGUGCUGGAUAACACCAUAAACCAAACGAUGAACAGCAACGUACAAAUGAACGUGGAAACCGUUGAGCCAUCGUCUUCGGACACUGUGUCCAGCAGCAGCUUGAAUAUUAUCGCCGACGUACAAAUCGAUGCACUAUCGAAACAGUCAGCUGCGCCUGUAACGAACGUGUCAACAGAAGUGAUCGAGCUAAGCGACCACUCUGACACGGAACCUAGCAGUUCAUGUACAAGCAAGACAACCACUCCUGCAUUUCCAACGAUGGAUUGUAUUCCGCUUGGGUAUAGUGAGUUAAAACGUCCGGCUAGGAAAACUGUAGCUAAUCAAAAUGCCCUCAAAAAAAGAAGAUGGGAUAAUGCUGAUAAUGAUGCGGUCGUAGCCACCAAAGCAGUACCAGUGCCAAAGCCCCAGAACCAUGCUGAAGAAGUGGAAGGAACUAAGAGGAUGGUGAUCAUCGAUGGAAAUAAUGUAGCAUAUGGCCAUCUGAAUAAUAAAACGUUCUCCGUGAAGGGUUUACAAUUAUGUAUAAAUUACUUUAAAAGGCUCGGUCACGAGGUUACCGCCGUAGUGCCUCAGUUCAGAUUAAAAAAGCAUCAAAGUACGGAUUACGUAUUACUGGACAAAAUGCACCGAGCAGGUGAUGUAACUCUGGCUCCUAGCAAGAAUCUGCCUGGUCAGUAUUCUUCAACGUACGACGAUCGCUUAAUAUUAUCCGUUGCGGAACAGUUUGACGGAGUAAUUAUUUCAAACGACAAUUUUCGCGACCUUCUCGAAAUCUCUCCAGCUUGGCGGCGGAUUAUUGAAACACGUGUCAUCGGUUACACGUGGGUGAAAGACUGUUUCUUUCUACCGGAUGAUCCUUACGGACGCUACGGUCCUACGUUGCAGCAGAUAUUGAACGGAAAAUCCAAGUAAGGGUUUUCAUACAUGUUAAUAAGUUCCUCUGGCGCCAAAUAUGCCGGACGAUCAUGACGGACACUACGGUCCUACGUUACAACUGAUACUGAACUGAAAAUGCAAGAAAAUGUUUUUUUGAAUGCACUAUUAUAAGUGUUGUUGAUACAGCAAUAAGAAAAAUAUAGAAAAAGAAGAAAUAAUUUAUUUUCUACACGGCGACUGUAUAAAAGUACGAAGCGAAUUAUUAAUAAUGAAAUAUCGUAGAGUAUGAGAUUGGAUUGGAAAUGUUCUGUUCACGAUGGCGUUCCACUGUUGGGCAUUUCAUCUCUUGUCCUUAUCGCCUGAUCGUAGGAAGGAGGUAAAUCUGUAAUACAAGUAUAUAAGUAUUAAUAGAAAUGUAAUCCUUUCUUUAGCACAAGCAAACGAACCCCUAGGAAUAGCCGUAACGACAAUUAAACUCUGGCUUGUGUAGCCAUACUGUGGCGGAGUAACGCCAUCGCGUCCAUCUGGUUCGAUUCGAAUGUGGGUGGCACUGUUUAAAUCCGAACUUGGACGAACAUUGCCGUUGCCAGUGGGAGUGUUUGAAAUUGUAUACACUAUGCCUUCCUGUCGUACGGUGGGGGAGGCCGUGGCUGAAAGACAGGUAAUUGAAAAUCAAAACACAUGUGGAAUAUUAUUUCAAUUGCUAGAUUUAUCAUUGGAGAUCAGCGGUUUACAACUUACCCGUUGGCGACGAAGAACGCACGGUGGAUUUUAAUCGUUUGUCGUACAUAUACUGGAAAUUGGAAAUACAACAUUGUUAUCGUACGAACAAGACACACCAAGAAUU